This is a messenger RNA of Octodon degus (degu), 1307 nucleotides long. RefSeq names its product family with sequence similarity 105 member A (gene Otulinl). Gene Ontology annotation, molecular function: cysteine-type deubiquitinase activity. Gene Ontology annotation, cellular component: cytoplasm. The record is from RefSeq and is a predicted model, not a curated record. The coding region runs from base 179 to 1105 and encodes 308 amino acids. The transcript has 8 exons. NCBI's taxonomy places the organism in Eukaryota, Metazoa, Chordata, Mammalia, Rodentia, Octodontidae. Gene Ontology annotation, biological process: protein linear deubiquitination.
GAAGGACCAUUGUUGGUUGGUAUUUUGCUGGGAUUACCAGGAAGUAAACGUCCCCCAAAUUGUACCACAUGAAGUACUCUGCCCAUUAGAGCUCUAAAGAAGUGACCAAGUUCACUCCUGGACACUAGUUCCAAGCCAGGCCCUAGACGCUGCCUGGCGCAUCGCCAGGGGCUCUGUGAUGACAGCCGUGUCACUGCUGGUGGCUGCCGCCUGCUCCUUCAGGACACUGCACCUGUAUUUAGGACACCGGCUGAAGUGGUGGAUCGGCUAUCUGCAGAGAAAAUUCAAAAGGAACCUCAGUGUGGAGGCCGAGGUUGACUUGCUCAGUUAUUGUGCAAGAGAAUGGAAAGGAGAAGCACCCCGGGCCAAGCUGAUGCGGAAGGCUUAUGAGGAGCUGUUCUGGAGGCACCACAUUAAAUGUGUUCGACAAGUAAAGAGAGAUAAUUAUGAUGCGCUGAGAUCGGUGCUGUUUCAGAUAUUCAGCCAGGGCCUUUCUUUUCCAUCCUGGAUGAAGGAAAAGGACAUCGUUAAGCUUCCUGAAAAACUGCUGUUUUCCCAAGGUUGUAAUUGGAUUCAGCAAUACAGUUUUGGUCCUGAGAAGUACACAGGUUCAAAUGUGUUCGGAAAGUUACGUAAAUGUGUGGAACUGCUGAAAACGCAGUGGACUGAAUUUAGUGGUAUUAAGGAUUAUCACAGGAGAGGAAGCAUGUGCAACAUCCUUUUUUCUGAUGCCAUCUUGGAGUACAAGCUUUACGAAGCUUUAAAGUUCAUCAUGCUGUAUCAAGUCACUGAAGUUUAUGAGCAAAUGAAGACUAACAGGAUCAUUCCGAGUCUUUUCAGACUCCUGUUUUCUAGAGAGACGUCGUCAGACCCUUUGAGCUUCAUGAUGAAUCACCUGAAUGCUGUGGGUGACACGUGUGGACUAGAGCAGAUUGAUAUGUUUGUACUGGGUUACUCCCUUGAAGUGAAGAUAAAAGUGUUCCGACUGUUCAAGUUCAACUCCAAAGACUUCGCGGUGUGCUAUCCACAGGAGCCUCUCAGGGAGUGGCCAGAGAUCUCCCUGCUGACUGAAAAUGACCGUCACUACCACAUUCCUGUCUUUUAAAUCUGCCAUGCACAGGGUACAAGCUCUUGCCAGUGACAGUGGUCAUACUUGCAAGCACAGUAUUUUUCAAAAACCAAAGCUGACUUGUGAGCCCUGGAAGGAAUUAGGGCCUUUGCUCUGGAAUUACAGGUACGCUGGCUGACUGGUACGUGACUGACUGCCCCUCGUUGCUCCAUGGCUUCCUCAGAAACAGCGGCACCGU